AUGGAGAAUCCUCAACAGUCUCCAAACGUCCACAACUACCCAGAUAUGGAAGCUGUACCCUUGUUACUAAACAACAUGAAGGCGGACCCCGCGGAGGAUUCAUUAUCCACAGACCAUUUCCAAACACAGACUGAACCAGUGGACUUGUCAAUAAACAAAGCCAGGUCAUCCCCUACAGCAGCUUCAUCUUCACCGGUUUCCAUGACAGCAUCAGCCUCCUCCCCUUCUUCUACUUCUACUUCUUCUUCUUCUAGUCGGCCAGCUUCAUCACCCACGGUAAUAACAUCGGUAUCCUCAGCGGCGUCUGUACCGUCAGUAUUAACUCCAGGUCCUCUUGUGGCCUCUGCGUCUGGUGUUGGAGGCCAGCAGUUUUUGCACAUUAUCCAUCCAGUACCACCUUCAAGCCCCAUGAACUUGCAGUCCAACAAAAUGAGUCACGUGCACCGUAUCCCCGUGGUGGUACAGUCGGUACCUGUUGUCUAUACAGCUGUGAGAUCACCUGGGAAUAUGAACAACACUAUAGUAGUACCACUGUUGGAGGAUGGGAGAAGCCACGUCAAAGGUGCUAGUUGGCUCUGGUAGUAGUCUCCUGUAGAGGAAGCACCUCCUGAUCUUGUAAAACUGGAACUUUGCUACCCCAGUUUCGUCAACAAAAUUCCGGAAUUUAAUGUGCCAUAGGGAUUUC
Molecule: messenger RNA, 685 nt
Organism: Fulmarus glacialis (Northern fulmar)
Lineage: Eukaryota; Metazoa; Chordata; Aves; Procellariiformes; Procellariidae
Product: Krueppel-like factor 12
Exons: 3
Coding region: 1-582 (193 amino acids)
Source: RefSeq, a predicted model, not a curated record